Messenger RNA from Tympanuchus pallidicinctus (lesser prairie-chicken), 7851 nucleotides. It is a transcript of the gene SYNE3, whose product is annotated as spectrin repeat containing nuclear envelope family member 3. NCBI's taxonomy places the organism in Eukaryota, Metazoa, Chordata, Aves, Galliformes, Phasianidae. The record is from RefSeq and is a predicted model, not a curated record. Gene Ontology annotation, molecular function: actin filament binding. Gene Ontology annotation, biological process: nuclear migration. Bases 1419 to 4343 code for a protein of 974 amino acids. The transcript is spliced from 20 exons. Gene Ontology annotation, cellular component: nuclear outer membrane; meiotic nuclear membrane microtubule tethering complex; cytoplasm.
GCUGUUGCCAUUGGCUUUGGCAGAGAUUUGGAUUUUCCCUUGUAUUCUCAAAUUAUAGACCUAUUCCUAAAUUAGCUGUUUUGGCAGUGGGUGCAUAUUGGUGUGAGACCCAAAUCCACAGAGAAUACCUUCAACUUAACAGAAGGGAAAAUAAGUUUGAGCCUUUCUGGUUCUUUUUUUUUUUCCUUAUGUGUAUAAGCUUAAAAUUGUUGUAGAAUCUUUACCUCUCUUCUCGUGUCCUUGGACCUUAGUUAUUGCUUUAUUCUUUUUAAAACACUUUUAGUAUAGAAAUAAUUUUUUUACCCAGAAUAUCUGGCUUUUCAAAUCUGAUUCCAGGCAUAACAGCUUCUCCUCUGAAGGAUUUCAGUGAGAAAAUCCACUGGAUCCAAACUCAUGAUAACUGCACUGCAGGUCCUUGUCAGACAAAUGGUCCCGUGUUGGAGGUCCCCAGGAUGAUGUUUCACUGUCUGAGGAGAAGUUAAUGUAUUCGUGUAGAAUCAGUAAAUAAGUGGUAAGGGAGACAAAGAAGAAGAAAUAAAGAGAAUAAUGGAGAUGUAGACUCUGUUAAUGGUGAUUGGACUUGAGGGAAUGGCAUGGAGCUGUGACAGCACAGAGUCAGGCUGGGUAAUUAGGAAAAGGUUCUUCACCAGAGGGUGGUGGGCAAAGGAACAGGCUCCCCAGGGCAGUUGGUGCAGGUCUCAACUGCUGGAGUUCAAGCAGUGUUUGGACAACACUCUCAGAGGAUUUGAAUUUUGGGUAGUGCUGUAUGGAGCCAGGAGUUGGAUUUGGUGAUUGGCCUGGUUUCCUUCUACUUUGGAAUAUUCUGUGCUGUUGUGAUUCUGUGAAGUGACAAUGAGGAGUUAUUCCAAGGGGGGCCGGGAGCAGGAGUAUGUUGCAGGCAAUGCCUGGCAAGCUGUGGUCACCUGCAAGAUUUUGUAGUGCAACCACAGCUAUGCCAUCUCUGGCUGCCCUCGCGUGGUCAGCUUUUGCAACCUUUCUAUCAGCACAGACUUUGCUGCUCGUGUCCCCGUACUGCCUGCAGCACCAGGUACCAACUCCAAUACCAAAGAAAAAAAGUAAAAACACCUGUCCUUUUGCAAAGUACUUCUCCAAAUAUUCCCCCUACAGGCACCCCUGGUUGUGCUUGUAAGCCUCAACCAUCCAGUGGCACUUACCUAAGGCUGCCUGGGAUGGGGUCUAUCAGCAACCCCAAAGGUCUUGCUUUCAUCAGUAUUUUGUUUCUUGCCUCAGCUGCUUACCUGUCUACCUGUGGGGUGUAGUGAGAAUACUUAAUUAUGAAGGAGAGCUGUUUGUGUUUGUUUUUUUCCACAGUCAAGCAAAGUAGCCCUUGUUGCCUGAUGAAAGAGCUGAAGGUGCUUUAAAAACAUUCUUGUCUGGCUAAAGAACAUGCCACUGAAAUGCUGUCUCCUAACACAAAAGAAACAGUAGAAGGUCUGAGGGUUUCUUUGAAUGCAAUGACUCAGCAGCUACAGGAUGAAUUUGACAGCAGCGUGGAGAAUGCAGAAGCUUGGAUGAAGGCCAUCCAAGAGAGACUGAGCAUCAAUGACAACACCAAGGGACCACGAUCUGCCCUAGAAGCCAGGCUGAGAGAGACAGAGAAAAUACGUGAUCUGGAACCAGAAGGCACCUUGAAAAUGGACUUGAUCCUCGCAAAGGCAGAUGCUGCUCUUCACUGUAUCAGUGAGGAUAAGAAACACGAAGUACUGUCUAAGCUGAGACACAUUAAAGCCUUGUGGGAAGAGACAGCCAUUUACAUUACUCACUGUCACAGCCGUAUUGAGUGGGUCUGGCUGCACUGGAGUGAGUACCUGAAAGCUCAAGAUGAGUUUUACAUAUGGAUUCACAACAUGAGGGUGACCUUGGAGCCUGACAUUGAGUUGCAGCUUGGCUUAAAGGAGAAGCAGUGGCAGCUGAGCCACGCUCAGGUUCUGUUGAAUGAUGUCUUAAAUCAGUCGGUCCUUCUGGAAACACUGCUAGAGGAGGCUUCUUCCUUGUUCAACAGGAUAGGUGACCCCAGCGUUGAUGAGGACGCUCAGAAGAAAAUGAAGGCAGAAUAUGAAAGCAUCAGGGAAGAAGCCCAGAGCAGAGUGAAAUUGCUUGAAAAGAUAACUGAAGAGCACAAGAAAUACAGCACUAACAUCAACCAGUUUCAAUCGUGGCUGAAUGGUGUGACGGAAAGAUUAAACUGCUGCAUUGGAGAAACAACCAAGUCUUCAGUGGAGGACAGACUAAUGGCACUGAAGGAAAUUGCCAAGAAUAUUAGGAGCGGUGCAAAGAAAUUGAAGCACCUUGAAAAUCAGUGUGCAGAUGUGAUUCAAAAUACCUGCCCACUGGGAGCUGAGAGAUUGAAGGAUGAACUCUAUGAGCUGAGAAAAGCCUUGGAGAAGUUGAAACUGCUGAGCAAUGAGGAGGAACAGAGAUUGCUCAAGAUUCAGCAGUCAGAAAGUGCCUACAAGUCCCAAGCCAGACAAUUAGAAGCAGAUAUCCAGGAAUUCAGAAAAGGUCUACAGAAACUAGAAAAUGAUUUGGACCCUGGAGAAAGGGAAAAGACUGAAGAUGAGUUUGUAGCUCAGUGGAGAAAAUGCAAUGCAACAAGAGCAGUUCUGGCUGCAGAAGAGUCAAAGGUUGAGAGGCUGAAGGCUCAGCUAAAGGAACUGCUGCGGUUUUCCCAGGAUGUGCAGCCACACGCUGACAGCGUCAUCUCUGCAAUACGGGAAUAUCAAAGUGUUAAAGGAAAGACAUCUAAAAUGAGCACUGAUACAGAAACUCAACUGAGCAGACUUUUCCAAAAUCCCCUGCAAAGUUUUGAACAAUGGAAGCUAACUGUCCAGAUGCUCCUGGAGACUCCAGAGCCAGCGUUGGAUCAGAUUGAGGCUGCUCUAGCUGAAAGUUCACAGUUCAAAGAGAAGCUGAUGACAUUACAGCUGAAGAAAGAUUUGCUGAACAAUAUCCUUGGAGAGGAAAAAGCAAAAUCCUUCCUGGAGGAAGUAGCUGAAGCUUCAAAGGAGAGAGAAAUUCUACACAAAAGUCUACUGCAAAGAAAAAGCAAACUCCAGAAUUUGAUACUGCAGCAUAAGGAUUUUGAUGCUGCUUUUGCACCUUUGCAGAAGAAAUUGUUUGCCAUCAAAUCCAAAUUAGACUUGGAGAAUGAACCACAGCCUAACCUUUUGGGUAAAAAGACACAACUCCAGAGAUUCCAGAUGAUCCAAGAUGACUUGGCAGAGCUUGCAAUUCAAAUGGAAGAGGUAGAGAAGCUUGUUCAGUCAAAUGCAACACAUAGACAUGAAAUGAACCAACUUCUGUCUGACAUUCAGGCCCUGAAGAGAUCACUGGAGAUUAUGAUACAGCAGUCUGAAGAGCAUGUUCAGAAGCACUGGGCAUUUAAUGACAAACUGUCUGACCUCCAGCAGUGGAUCACUGCAACCACUGAGAAGAUUGGCUCCUACCAGGGUGUUGAUGUGAAGCAGAGCAAUGAGAGCAGGGUGGCAGACCUUGAGAGAUGGCUAGCUGAGUUUCCAGAUAAGGAGAUCCAGCUGCACCUUGUGGAAGCUCAUGGCCAGCUGGUCAUGGAGAAUUCUUCCCCAGAGGAGACUGCCCAUGUUCAGGCAGAGCUGGAUCAGCUGAAGGAGUCUUGGAGAUCACUGAAAGAAAUGGCAACUGGUCUUCUCAAAAGGUGGCAGUUAAACAUACCAAUGGCUGAUAAGAAGAAAAUAGCAUUUGAAGAUAGCAGACACAUUUCUGGACCAGUCUUCCAUUGUUUAGAUCUCAACCAUAAGCAGGAGAAGACAGCAGAAGGGCAAAGGACAAGCAACCACAUUAAGCUCCUGCUUGACUUUGAAGAGUGGUUACAAGGAGAAAACACCAAACUCUCCAAAAUUCUUGCUGUGAAUUUGUCUUCCAUAGAGGAAAUCAAGACACGCCACAAAGAAUUGGAGGAGCUGCAGGCUCGUGUGCCUGAUGGUCAGCGUCGCUUUGAAGACCUUCUUCGUUUUCAUCCUGUCAUUGGAAAUUCUGAAGAUCUGGAAGACCUGCGUUACCGCUGGAUGCUUUACAAAUCUAAACUGAAAGAAUCCACGAUUUCACCGAUUACUGGAUCUUCAGAAAAACCAGACAGAUUUAGAAAGAGGCGCUCUGGAGGCAUGUGCUCCUUCUUGCAUCGAGUAUGCUGGGCAUCGCUACCGUUGCAACUGCUCCUCUUGUUCCUCCUGCUCCUGGCCUUCCUCCUGCCCCUGGCAGAGAAGACGCACAGCUGCACACUGGCCAACAACUUUGCCCGGUCCUUCAACCUGAUGCUGAGAUACGAGGGCCCACCUCCAACCUAACUGCUUGUCACGGCAAGAGGUGACUCACAAAAAUGACAGAAGACGGGCACUCUGACAAACUGACAUCUGACAUGGAAGCACGGAUGAAGCAAAAUCUUGUCAUUGAAUUCCUCCAUGUGGAAAAAAAUGGUACCCACUGACAUCCAUUGAUUCUUGGAGGAUGUCCUGGGAGACCAAGUGGUGAAUGUGUGCACAGUGAGGCAGUGGGUGGUGCAUUUCAGCAGUGGUGACAGCAACAGUGGGUCACCUCCACUGAUGUAGGUUUUUACCAGCGCAGCACGCAGGCUCUUAUUCAGUGCUGGCAAAAAUACAUAGCUAAUGGUGGUGACUAUGUUGAAAAAUAGCAUUUUGUAGCUGAAAAUUUGCUCCAUCAAAUACUGUUAUUGUGCCUUUUGCAUCUGUGAUUGUUUCCAUGGAAAGAAAUAGGAGGCAUUACUUUUGGAGCAACCUUCGUACAUGUAAUGGGGUGUGUAAUUAUUGUUCUACUUAAAGAAAGAGGACAUUCCACUUCAAUGUAACUUUCAAGUGCAGCUUUUAGAAGAAAUUAUGUCUUAAAAGGAAGCUGAGAAUGUUUAGAGGUAUGUGUUUAAUGAGCUUUAACUUUGAGUCAGGGCUUUGGCCUCUGAGGUUGAAAAGCAUCCAGGAUUAUUUCCCAUUACCUUCCUAGAUCAGAUCCUGUAAGAGUUUAACCUGGGAAGCACAGGCUGAGCACCAGCUAUUUCUGAAGGUAUUUGGGUGCUGCAUGUUUUCAGCAUGUGUCCAUUCUCAAACAGCAGUUUCUGCUCCGUACAUUUGGUUGACUGGAAGUCAGCAAUGCUUCUUUGAAACCCUCAUUGGUUUUGUCUCAGUGAAUGCAUUGCUUUUGAUCACUGUCAUUAUUUCCAUUUUUUCCUUCUAAUUUGUGUUAACCCAGUUUAUCACUGAUUCCAGGAGAGUGUCCUCCACCUUCUCAGCCUCCAGGCUGCCCUCUUACCUUUUUCUCAUCUCUUGCAGCAUGCUGGACCACUGUGAAACAUCUUUAUGAGAAAUACCACUGGUGUCGCAUUCUUCUGUCAUUGUCUGUUGUAAUACGUAACGCUGCACUGAUGUUAAAUGUAGCAGGAGACCCUGAAAUUGCAUUAUUGCUUGCUAGCAAUAUAACUGACUUGCAGUGCUUCUGCAGAGGACUUGUCCUCACUUCUCAAAACAGCUGGCUGUCUCGGGCCCAAGUUAAUGAACAAGGCUGGAUUAUAAACUGCCUUGGGUCCCCUCACCAGCACGCCAUCAAUCUUACUUCCACCUAUUUUUGUGCUUUUGUUUAGUUUUAAGCAAGAAGAAAAUGUAAAGAAAUGUGCUGAAACUCCCUUCUAGAAUGCAUAGAUAUCCCAUAUGGUUCACAAAAAGAAUAGAAGGAAUCUACUCCUGUUUUGAACAAAAUCAAUAAGAGCUUCUAAAUAAUGUAUUUAAAAGUUGUCAAGAACAAACCAAGGCAAAGUUUUCUAUAAUCAAUCCACUCUCUACUUUUAAUAUGAAAGUUAGCAAAUAUCAAGGUAUUCUUUUAUAAGUUGCAUUGAAUGAAAAUGAGAACUCUCCAGAAUUAGAAGUUUACUGAUAUGGAUCUCAGUUCCACCUGUGUGCCCCAUGUUAGAUCACCUGCUUCUGGGCACCAAGUAAACCUAGGUCUGUUCACAACAGGAGCACACAUUGUUAACAGUUUUAAUUCUUUAGAGCUCCUCUGAGGGGCCAGAGCUGGCAGUGGGGAGGAGCAGAACCCCAUACCCUCUGCAUGUUGAAAUCCUGCCUUGAGCUCAGCGCCCCCCCUCCAUCAGCCCAGCUUCUCCUGAGUGCUAAUACUUAAGUAGAGCAGAAAUGUUAGGAGCAAUUACAGUGUGAACAUCUCUUCUUGUUUGUGUAUAGUAGCUGAUAGGAGAGUCUGUAAUAAUAAUCAGUGUUUAUACAUGUGCUGUUCAAUGUGACCACUGGGUACAAAAUACUUUUCAAGUGUCACAAUAACUGGAUUGAUGUCACUUUUUGCUUGUAUGAAUAAUUAUUUGCAUUAUAGGGACCAGUGCCGCUUUUGUCGUGUUAUUUAUGAUUUUAAAAUACGUUUGUGAUAAAUUAGGCUCAUUCCUAAGGUAAACAAUACCAGAGCCAAGCAGCUGCCUCUGUACAUGUGCAUGUUAUCACAGCUGAUAUCAAGUCCAAGGCAGACUUCUUGUCUUGCCCAGACCUUUCCUUAACCUUUCUGGCUUAUUCAGGGAAAUGUGGACCAGUCUAUUUUCUUAUAAAAGUGGCUUUUUGAAAAGAUAAACUUAUUUUUUAAAACCUUUCUUUGUAUGACUAUUGAUUCAGAAGGACUGUAACACUCAUAUUUUUCUAAACUGCCUAUUGCCUGUUGGAAAAUAAUAUAUAAAUAUAUAUUUUAUUCUACAGAUUUCCAUGUAGUUUUGAAGAUCUUUGUUUUCGUAUAUGUCCUCCUGUUUGCUAGAAUUAUCUCCAGGAGCUGUAAGCUUCUGUACAAUGUCUCUAUGAAAUCAUGUAAAAAUAGAACUGCAUAGAAAGACUGACUUUAUUUUUCAUUUAAAUUGCCGAAGUUAAGUUGUCCUUAGUGUUAUUUUACACAAGAUGUGCGGAAAGAAAUCAGGUCAUUUUUUUGCAAGUCUGGGCUGUGUUAUGUAGCACUUACUAAAAAGUCUUGACUGAAAAUCAAGAGAGUUUAUGCUGGAAAUGGUGCCAGCUUGGGGCCUGAUUCUGGAAUUUAUUCACACUGUUUAGGAACUUAUUUCACACAGUCCCGUGAAAUUUCACAGGACAGAUUACAAAUAAGAGCCUCUGAUAGAUGAAUAGCAGUGCCAGACUCGGGCCCUUUUAUAAUAAAGAAUGAGACUUUUUAGCUGGGGAAGAAGUUAUAUUCUCAGUGCCUCAGGACAGCAUUUUCAUUCCCUUUUGCACUGCGAACCUGCUCCUUCUGCAGCUGAAAUAGUGGAUUAAGCACCCAAUGCAAUAGAUAUCUGCAGUGCAAUCUUGUGGAAAAUGGCCUGAUUUCGUUCUUCAGAGCAGCAGUGGGGGCACCUGUGUAGUGGAGACCCACAGUGUGUGCUGUGGUCAUGGUGGAGCAUGGCAGGAAUUCUACUGUCUGCCUGCAAAAUUACUGCUUGUUCAUCAGCAUUGCCAAAAGUGUAUUUUCUCAAGUAAAAAAAUCUGAUUCCGUAUGACUUUUCCAGGAGUAAAGGGCAGUGGGUUGUUCUGUGAUCAGGCCACAUUGUUCUGAAAGUUUAUCCUUUAAUGACAAAUGAAAUAUGAUGUGGCUUUGCUGUUGGCAAGCAGGAUAAAGAGACUGGAAGUUCCUAACCCUUAGCCCCAGCCUUGUGACUGUGCUGAUGCUUCACUCUUACCAAUGAACUGUGUUGCCUCAAGUUAUAAAGUCAGAGUAUUUCACUGCAUGUACCCUUUUCUGUAAUGAAAAAAAUAUGUAUUUGGUGUUGCAGUUAUAAUGCAGUAAAUAAACACAUAAGUAUUUCUUUUUAAA